UCUCAGUAUCACACAACUCAAUCCUUCACAUCUGUUUCUCCUCUCCUGUUCCCUUCAUCUCAUCUUGGUUACUAAAUACUACCGAACCAUCAAUGACGAAAGCAGUACUGAUCUGCAGCACCAGACUAUCCUUAUUGUUAUCUCUGUUAGCCAUUUUCAUGACAUUAUCACAUGCCAAACUAGGUACCCUCAGAGAAACCUCAUUUACAGUUUUUUUCCAGAAUCGACCGUCAGGUCCCAAGGCCACUUCAGUAGCCAUCGCUGGAAUCCCCGGACAAGACUGGACAUACGGGAAAUAUGGAACUGCCUUUGCUACUGAUGCAGCAAUGACAGAAGGAUUCGAUAGGAAGACAGCUGAAAUUGGCAGGGGUCAAGGUAUGUUUCUGACAUCGGCUCAAGAUGGAACUAGUCUAACACUAUUGCUAUCGAUUGUUUUCACCGGGAAGGAGUACAAGGGAAGUACGUUGCAGAUACAAGGAGCUGAUCAUCAGUAUGAGAACCCCAGAGAGGUGGCCGUGGUCGGUGGGACCGGACAAUUUCGGUCUGCUAGGGGAUACGCCACCUUCGAGUCGUUUCGUGUUAGCAAGUCCCAUGUUGUCUCUCGCUGUAAUGUUACUAUUCAACAUUACUAGGAGUAAAAUGUCAUGUACCCCUUGAUAUUCAAGACGGGCGGCCGAUUAUAAAUAUGAUAUACUCCCUCUAUCCUAUUUUAAGUGUCCACUUUGCAAUUUUCACACAUAUUAAGAAACAAUUAAUAUAAAGUUUUUAUCAUCA
Molecule: messenger RNA, 774 nt
Organism: Daucus carota subsp. sativus
Lineage: Eukaryota; Viridiplantae; Streptophyta; Magnoliopsida; Apiales; Apiaceae
Product: dirigent protein 2
Exons: 1
Coding region: 93-632 (179 amino acids)
Source: RefSeq, a predicted model, not a curated record